CCGUCACCUGAACUACGUACCGUGUCUUGCACAAGUGGGUCGACCGAGUACCCCACGUGCCCCCUUUAUUCCCCCCACUUAAAUUGAGUAAUGCCCAAUUUCCGUUUUGUUACAAUUGAAAAUUAUGCUUGGAUAAAAUUAAUGUGAAUGAUAUGCUCGUUUUAUCGCCGGUCGUUUGGUAGUUUGUGGUUUCCCGUAUAAAAAGGAGAACGUUACCAAGUAGCAGCACAGAACUAGUCGAGCUGGUAGAGAGCAGUACACACGCAACACAGACGCGCUGCUUCUUGUAGAAAUUAUUAUUGAGUAUUGUCGCGUAAGAGUGAGAAGUGUUUGUAGAUUUUAGGAGAAGUGGAGAGUGCCUUUCCCCUUUUUUGGACUUCGAGUGAUUUGUGAGUUGGAGAGGCAACUACAGUACAACUAUCCUGAGAAGCAGAUUCAACCGGUCGCUUUUUCCACCAUGUGCCUUAUAAAGUCUUUAACUACGGCUGCGAUGCUUAUUGUCUUCAUCAGCAGGACAGUGUAUGCAACUAACGAUGGGUGUGGAAUGGAUGAAGAGGACUUAGACGAUUAUACGACCAUUUUCCAGCCGUUUGGUCGAUCUAAAACUCAUGUCAGGAACAAUCAAGUUUCAGGCGAGACCUAUGAUGAAAACAUCAGAGGGGAACUCUUAAACUUUGAAAACAAUUAUACUGAGGCUACGGAUUCCGACUGUUGUCAAAUAUACGAAAGUAUCUUCCACAAUUUCGGAAAAUCCAUCUCAGCCCUGCUAGCUAUGGAUCUCCAUGAAGAUGUGCACACUGAACUCUUUCAUUCGCUCAAAAAUUUUCGCGAUAGGAUUGGAGAAGCGCUUGUUGAUGUCGGUCAAUGGGACGAACAACAACUUAUAGCGACGAGACUCGCUCACGACGUAUCCAACAGACACAUCAUACCUUACUCGACUGUUGCUAAGAACAAUCGUCGAAACUUUUUAGCUUUUAGACUUAUAGAAAAUAUUCUUAACAAAGACCUCGACUAUUUGAAAAGCUGCUCGCAAGGUCACCGAUCCAAACGCAUUAUGGGUUCGAGAAUGGAACCACGAAAUGCGCCCGUCCCCGCCGAGCCAGCAGCGGGUCGAUGGGAGUAUGAUGCCCGUGAGAAUCGCGCGUUCUAUCCGCAGCAGCAGGAGCCCGACAGCCGGCUACUUGACAGUGAGCCCGUCGUUGAUCCUUUAGAUGAUAUGGUACGUCAACUCCGUAUGUACGAGCAACUUCAAGAAAUUCGCGAGGCACUCAGACGAAGUGACGAAUUCUUAGCCUACCCUGCGGACAGAGACGACAUGUUGCGGGAAAUUCGCGCCUACGAUCGGCAGCAGCAAGUGAGGACCGAAUUGGUGGCCAAGCGAAACGGGGAGUUCCUGACGAACACAAGGGUCGCACCAAACACCUUUUACGAGACCAAGAGAGAUGCAGAAUAUCUAGGGCCGUUUGCUGCACCUGGCAAGAGAAGUGUGCGGAUGAAUUCCUUGGAAUUUAAACGGGCGUUGGAUAUGUUCUCGAAAAAGUGAUCCAUAGUUUUUUUGUCCAUGAUAUUUGUUCGUGUCCAAACAGCUUGUUAAUGUGUGUAAGGGGGCUUGGGUUUGAUUGAAGAAAAGAAAAUGAAGUUCGUUGUCAAAAGCCAUCCAUUAGCACUGAGGCUGAUUUGCAAUUUUAAAUUCGAUAAGAUACAACUUUUAUUUUUCUGUGAUUAUAUUUAAUUUUAUUUUUGAAAGCAAAAUCAAUGUGGGCUACGAUUCCGAUUGCCAAUUCUCUUUUAAAAAAAUCUAACAAACCUUAUCAUAAAAAAAAAAUGAAAAAAGAAAAUAGCGGACUCCGUGCAGCACAGCUGUGCAUAUUAAAUAUGAUUGUCAAUGUUAAAUGAACGGCGGACUGAUUGUUUGUAGCAUUUCAGACCUCGAUAUAUCAAGAUGACGUACCGCCAUCUUUGGAGACCGCCAUCACGGCCAUCACGGUGUGUAAAAUUCUAAGCCAAUGAUAGGCCCUUUUCGAAACGACUGGAUUUGGUUUCGAAAAGGGCCAUAGCCUUUCAUGCAUGCACGACGUUUCAUCAAAGAUUGCGGCCAUUGAAAAAGGAUUUACAAAGGGAUCUAUAAAAAAGAAAAAAAAUUCGUGUCACACAAUUCUAUUUCUCAGUAACGUUUGACGCGUGGAAUGCUCACUGAAAGGCACAUGUUGAGCCAUCUUUUUCGUGUGUUUUUUUUUGUCUAAAAAGAACAUCGGUUGGGGUGCAGAGACAUUUUUUAAAGUGAUUUGUUCUACAUCGGUAACAAUGUUUUAAUUGUGUCAAAAAAUCCAUCCCCAUAAUGUAUGACCAAAAUGUGCACGAUUGAUGACGAUGAUGACGUAAUCAUGUGUGUGCCUUGUUUGUUGACAAUGAUAAGAAACACAACUUCUGUGUACUGAGGGACGGUAUGGAGACGUAGGGGGGUUUAACAGAUGGAUAUUUGCAUCGGGAUAAAGAAUAUUAACUUUUGUUUUACUUAUAAUACUUAGUAUGAACUAAGCGCCUUGAGUACCUUGUUGGUAUAGAUACGUGCGCUAUACAAGACUUCGGUAUUAUUAAGUAAAAUCGAAGUGUUUUUAUAAAAACAGGGGUGUGCCCCGCAAAACAUAUCGGUGCGUCCUUCAUUAAUUAUCAUAUAUUUAUAAAAGUAUGAAAUACACAAAAGAAAUAUUUGUUCAAUAGACCGAAUAGUGCUCAAUAUUUAGAGCUGCGUUUACAUUGGUCCUGAUCUUGCGACACGGUGGACAAGUUAAAAAGAAUAACACUGAAGACGAGCAGAGUAUACUGUUCGAAACGUCGAGACCAAAACCGGCUCUUUUUACAGCCAACACUCACCCUAAGAGAUUUGCACAUGGCUGUACAUGCAAGUUCACAUAGUUUUUUUCUUAUUUCUCCACACCAUGCAAAGCUUUACUUACUAUCAAAAUAACAUCAGGUCAUUCCAAUUAAAGCAGCCUUAAGAGUAACUAUUAAUAUAAAUAUGAACAGUAAACUUGCGGGUAUACAAGCAUGAGAAAAAUCUCUUUCGAAGGAGUGGUGGCUCUGAAAAGAGCUGUUUUGGUCUCGACGUUUCGAACAGUAUACUCUGUUCGUCUUCAGGAGCCAUGGUUGCCACCCCGGUUGCGUAUAUGGUUGUGGCUAGAGUUGCUCUUAGCAACAGCGGCUAUGGCUGUGGCUAGCACUGCUCAUAGCAACAGCCAUAGCCGCCCGUUCGGACCCAGGUUCGGCCAUUGUAUCUUGUAUCUUUCUCUAAUUGUUUAUUUUAUUGUUUCUUUAAUGCGCUUAGAGGCUUUUGCAUUAGGCGCUUUACAAAUGUCUUAUUGUUAUUAUUGUUAUUAUUAUUAUUAUUAUUAUUGUGGUUUCAUGUUACUCAAUGCAUUGGAUGCAAUUUGUCUAAAACCUUGUUGACAAUCAAGUAUCAAUUGUUAGAUUAUAGGAUUUGAGCAUUGCAUGGUGAGGUAUCAAUGUAUGUUUGCGGUAACACCAUGUGUGUAUCUACUUGCCAGGUAGAGUU
Molecule: messenger RNA, 3553 nt
Organism: Asterias rubens (European starfish)
Lineage: Eukaryota; Metazoa; Echinodermata; Asteroidea; Forcipulatida; Asteriidae
Exons: 5
Coding region: 458-1543 (361 amino acids)
Source: RefSeq, a predicted model, not a curated record